This is a messenger RNA of Cryptococcus deneoformans JEC21, 1166 nucleotides long. RefSeq lists its product as hypothetical. Gene Ontology annotation, cellular component: cytoplasm. The transcript is spliced from 4 exons. The coding region runs from base 246 to 1085 and encodes 279 amino acids. Gene Ontology annotation, molecular function: inositol diphosphate tetrakisphosphate diphosphatase activity; phosphatase activity. Lineage: Eukaryota; Fungi; Basidiomycota; Tremellomycetes; Tremellales; Cryptococcaceae. The record is from RefSeq and is a predicted model, not a curated record. Gene Ontology annotation, biological process: protein dephosphorylation.
CUUCUUCUUGAUCAUACUGCUUUCCGGAUCACUCAUUCAUCGGUAUACACUCGUACCGCUCUCUUGAAGAACACCUGUGGCCAAUUCCGCCUAGCCAGGGACGCCCAUGAUCCCCUUAUAGGUGGGCCGUUACCGAGCCUGCUAAACAACCGAACGACCGAGUCUCGACGUGCUUAGCGAAGCAACGGCUUUUUUUCUUGAACUACUUCAACUUUUCCCGCAGGAUUAUCCCCUGGUAUCUACGCAUGAUGUCUUCGUCGCCAACAUCCACUCCUCACCAAGUACCGUCCUUUUUAGCGAAUAUCCUGUUAUCCCAUAUAUCUCCUUUAGAUCCAUCGUCGACCUCGUCAACGACUUUCGACCACCAUCGUUCUCCCACCACCCAGAACCCCUCCCAUCCUCAAGCUUUGCAAACUGCAGAACAUCCCCCAAACCCUCUGUACCUUCCUCCACCCGCUUUACCGAAAGUUGAGGAGGAUCUGGUUCCUCCAGAGAAUUUUGCAUUGGUCAGUAGUGGAGUAUAUCGGUGCGGGUUCCCGAAGAAAAGAAACUUCAAAUUUAUGGAGACCUUGAGAUUGAAGACCGUCCUGACUCUGGUAUUGGAAGAAUAUCCUAAAGCAAACCUGGAAUGGUGUCAGUCCCAAGACAUACAAUUCAUGCAAUUCGGUAUUCCGGGAAACAAAGAACCUUUCGACAACAUUCCCGAAGACGUAAUUUGUGCGGCUCUCGUUGCCAUCCUCGACCGGCGGAAUCAUCCCAUCCUCAUUCAUUGCAACAAGGGCAAACAUCGUACAGGCUGUCUGAUAGGAUGCAUCCGACGAUUACAAGCAUGGUCUCUCACUUCUAUAUUCGACGAAUACCGGCGAUUCUCUGCGCCUAAAAGCCGAGCGGUGGAUCAACAGUUUAUCGAUUUAUUCGAUAUCAUGCCUGUUUGGGAAGCUGUAUGCCGACCUAAAGGUGGGGGAUUAGGAAAUUUGCCGGAUUGGGGAAUGUUGGUUUUGCCGAAAGGUGUGGUGGAAGUUGGUAGAGAUGGAAAGGAGAAGAAGAGGGUUGAGAGAGAUAUUUUCCAUAUGCGGGGACUAUAAUGCUGAGGCCAUCAGAUGGUGUUUAGAAAUCAUAAAUUUUUAUCCAUAGGAAACUGUAUAAUGGUAGAUAAAUAUGUUGUA